AUGUCAGAGGGUUCAUUCCUCCUUCAGGAGGACCUGACCUGUCCGGUGUGUAAAGAUCUUUACCGGGAGCCCGUGCUUCUUUCCUGCAGCCACAGCUUCUGCAAGGAGUGCUUGGAACAAUGCUGGAAGGUGCCGGGGCAGAAGUGUCCCGUGUGCAGGAAGAGCUGCGACGGCGAGCAACCAAUCUCCAACCGGGCGCUGAUGGCCGCCACCGAGUCCUUUCAGAAAGAGAAGGGCUGGCGGGGACGGAACGCAAUCAGUAACGUGUCUCUUUGUAACCUGCACCGUUUGGAGCUUCAACUUUACUGCGUAAAGGACGAGGAGCCGGUGUGCGUCGACUGUGUCCCUCUACAUCGGACUCACGAGCUGCUGCCACUCAACAUGGGGGCGCCGUUUUGUAAGGUGAGAGUGAGGAGAUUCGAUUAUCUGGGCCCGGUUUCCCCGGUGGGAGGAGUUUGUGGGCGGGUGAAAAGUGAUUGCAUUCGUUUUGGACCGGUUUGCCUCCCGGGCUUGAGCCAGGUGCCACGCUCUGGCCGACGCCGAAGUCGGCUCAAAACAAAAAUUGACAUAGGUUAAGCACGUGGAGUAAUUAAUAGGAUGCUGUGUUUUGACAUACAAAGUGAUUGCUUUUAAUAAAAAACGCUUUAUCUGUCUUCCCAAUGAAAACUAUUUUGAAAAUUAUAACAUUUAUUUUAUGGAAAAUAGAUGUUGUAUGUUUCUGAACGAUGCACCAUGCUGCCUUGUUGACAACAUGAUAAAGCGCUGCAGAUUACUGUUCAUUUGAGAAGGGCGCUACUCCCUCACCGCUUUGGCCCUUCAUAGGUGGUUUGAAGUCAGAUACAAAUCUGAUUCCUGGGCAUGCGACUUGUGUCUGAACUGCUGUGGCUAGCCAAAAAGGACUCGUUUUGAAAGUUGGAUCAUCUUAUCCUUUGAGGCUUUAAAAGUGUUCUUACGCUAUGAUUUGGAACAUUCAAAGCACCUGGGAAACGUCCAUGGCAGGUCUUCUUCUUCUUCAAGAUUGUAUUGGCGGACUACAUCCAAAAGGGUAUUGUCGCCACCUACUGGGUGGGGUAGAACUGAGAACGAAAAUUAAUAAAUAAUAAUAAUACAAAAUAAAACACUCAUAUUAUUCUCAAAAAACAAAACAAAAGUCAAUGUACUCCUUCACAUAGUCAAAUGUACUCCGAUCCCUACACAGGUUCUGGGGCCUGAGAGGGGGAAGCAUCUUCAGACAUUAUUCCCUGCAAAGUUUCAGAUGUGAAAUCCUGGUGAUCUAAGAAACUUUUAGCCGCUUUCACAAUGAUUUCCAGUUUCUUUGAUUUUUGUUGUUGUUAGUUUGUCCUGUACAAUUAAACACCUGCGCAAUGAACGCAACAAAAUCAACCUUCACGAUCAGUGUUUCAGGAUCUCUCAACUGACUGACAUCCACAGACUGUUGGGUAUCCACUGCCAUAGCUUCAUCAUCUCUACUCACUGCUUCGACAAUUUUCACUGACUCUGAAUAAGAGACCUUCUCAACAGCCCUGAUCCUUGCUACUUCAACCUCCUUCACCCUAACAGGGCACUCAGGGAACUCUGGAACGUGAUUCCCAUCACAAUGGUAACAUUGUGCAUCCUCAGACUCUUCAUCAAUUAUAUUCCGUUUGCAAACACUUGACACAUGGCCAAACUUUUUACAUUUAUGACAUUGAAGUUGCUUUUGUACAUAAGCUCGCACCACAUAUCUCAUAUAGCCCAGCUUUACAUGGGUUGGGAGAAAUUCUUCAUCAAACAUCAAUAACACAGAAAGGUUUUCCUCCUUUCCAUUCACAGUGUGGGUUAAGCGACGUGAAUCAACUACUCCUGGCAUGUGCAUCUUAAAACCAUGAAGCCUCAAUAGCCAUAGAGAUGCCAGAUAUGACACCUUUUAUUGGUGACCUACUCCGAUAAUCAUAGCAUUCCACUUCAUACAUUGAUAAUUUGUGCUUUCUCCUUUUGUUCUGUUGACACACAUGAAAUCAACAUCAUACCACUCCUGGUCAAUCUGACUCCACUUCUCCCAAUGCAUCCUUCACCAUCUUUGUGACCGCAAACGGGUUUCCCCAAAAAACAUCCUUCCUCAUGAAUCGCACUCCAACAAGGAAUGAGGCGUUAUCAUACUGAAGCUUAUCUUCAUUUACAACUUUAGCCCUUUUAGCUCCAUUCUUAGAGGAUAUUAGUGAAAUACUGAAAUAUCUAUCUUCACUCGCACCAACAGAAUCAAGCGUUGCUUCUGCUUCCGCCAUUGCUCUCCCUCCCCAAGUUAGUGCUUAUAGCAAUAAAACUUUCCCGGCAGGCAUUGUUGUCUCCUUAGCUUGCUACAUAACUUCUGAGUGAUAGGAACCACGAGCACCACCACCAAUCAGCCUACACCACUGUGGCCACACCUGUCGUUACUAUGACAACUAGCGUAGCCAUGUCAGCAAAUGACUGCUGUUGAACCCACACAUCUGAUUUGGUCACUUGUAACUUGCUGUUUGGACAGUCAGCAUUCCAAAACAGAUUUGAAAAACAAAACUGAUUUCAGCAUUAAGGCCUGCAGUGUGAAACAACGCUUUAUUGCCCCGAGUCCCCCCCCCCCCUUAGUCAACACCCAAUUGCUUAGGACCUGAAACAAUACUGCAAAUAAGUUGAUGUAUGUUUUUUUAUUAUCUGGUAGUCACUAGAUCACAAACUAAUAUGGAUAUUAAUUGUGUUUUAUGUGUUCUAUUGCAGGAAGAACUGACCAUUAAAGUCAACAUAUUGGAGGAGAAAGUGGAGUCCUUCAAGAGAAUGAAAAAGAAAUGCCCUAACACAGUCGAUUUCAUAAAGGUACUAUAAUAUUGUAUCUGCUUGACCUGCUGACAUCUACACAGUAGGACCUACCCAUUACCAUGACUAAUGCCCAUGUGUCAAUGUCAUGUGGACAAAUCUUGGUGAAGGUUUUGUGUAAAAUAAUGGGAUUUGUUAGAACUCUUUGAUGCCCUCACUAGUUAUAUCUAGAUGGGUGUGCCCUAUCCAGAGCCCAACAGUUUGAUGUUCAUCAUACUGUCAUUUGUUCUGUAAUGAGAUAUGUGAACCAACCUGUUUGACUGGUUAUGAGUAUGGACAAGCUGAGAGUCCUUGAGCCUCCAGAAAGAAUGGGAAAUAAACAGAAUAGUUGACUGUAGAUCAAACCUAGGGCCUGGAGUCCUAACAAGGAAAAACUCCAGGAAAGCCUCUAGAUGAAACUAUAAUUAUAGUCUAUAGAUGAGUAAUGUUGUAUGAGAUAUGAAUGACGAGAGGUAUGUCAGUAUCAUUACAGAACAUCACUCUUCCUCCAACCUCUCUCGUACCCAGAGCCAGGCCGAACAGGCAGAGAAGCAGAUCAAGGCAGAGUUUGUGAGGCUCCAUCAGGUGCUGUGUGUAGAGGAGGCUGCCAGGCUGAAGGCCCUGGCAGACGAGGAGGAGGACAAGAGAUCCAGUAUGGAGGACAGGAUCAACUCCUUGACCCAUGACAUCGCUGCCCUCACUAAGCUGGUCCAAACAGUGAAGAGGGAGAUGGGGGCAGAGGAUUUAACCUUCUUGAAGGUAAGCAGGAGGGGUCCCCUCAUAGGGGUGGGGUCUCCCUCUCUCAUCCUAACUGUACAUUGUCACUGUGCAUGACAGUGAGACAUUUUUGAACGGAUGCAUUUGUCGAUCUUAUUCACAAUGAACUAAUGGAUUCAAUUGUGUUGUUAUUUUUCAGAACUUCCCAGCCUUAAAGAAAAAGUAAGUACAGUAACAUCCUAUCAGUUGCCCUACAGUUCAUGUACCCUCCUUCUAAUAUCAUGGUCAUCUUCUAUGAUGGCAUGUUUUCACAGAGCCCAGUGGCCUCGUGAAGACCCCCAGAAUCCUUCAGAUGCUCUCCUGAACAUGGCCAAGCACGUGGGCUCUCUGGGCUACAGCAUUUGGAAGAGCAUGCAGGCUCACGUCACAUGCAGUGAGUACAUGUACUAAAGGACAAGGGGUUAGGUUAGGGUUAUAACUUGAUACAUAAGUUAUGACACACAAUACAAUGGGUGUGGAUGGCUAUAUAACGUGUAAGGGGUCAAUGUUUUGAAUGAAGGAGGAAACACUUUGAGCAACAGUUACGCUUCAAUCAUAAUGUUUUGUAACACAUCUCUCUCUCUCUCUCUCCAGUCCCAGUGGUGAUGGACCCUAACACGGCCUCUCCCUGGCUCUCCCUGUCCCCAGACCUGGCCAGCGUACGGGACAGCCCAGAGCGGCAGUCCCUCCCGGACAACCCCGAGCGCUUCGACCCCUGUGUCUUCGUCCUUGGAGCUGAGGGCUUCCGCUCCGGCAAGCACCGCUGGGAGGUCCAUGUCGGAGACAACCCAAAGUGGAUCCUGGGAGUCUGUAAGGAGUCUGUGGCUCGCAAGAGGAAGUUCACCGUGUCCACAGACAGGGGCGUGUGGACCAUCGGGCUGAGCAAAGGGGUGUACAACGCCCUGACGGGCAAACGCACAGUGCUGGCCGUGGAGAGGCGGCCGGAGAGGAUCCGGGUCAAGCUAAACAUGGAUAAGGGGGAGGUGUCAUUUUGGGACGCAGGCAACGGUGGGAAGCACCUGUGCACCUUCACACACGAGUUUACAGAGAGAGUGUUCCCCAUAUUUGGUCCUGGGCUCCACAGCACCCCGAUGGAGGUUAACCCGGCCAAGGUGACCAUUCAUACUGCCUGACAGGGCAGUGUGACAGUCACUACAGAGUGCUAAGAGUCUGGUUCAAUAGCUGAUAGGCAGUAGUAGUACUCACUUAUAUAGAGGUCACAUGUUAUAGAAGGCAGCCUAACAUGGAUGUGUAUAUACAGUAUAUAUAUAUGUGUGUCUAGGGAGUCUAUGUAGGGUCAGUGCAAGAUGGAGUCAGUGCGGGUAGUUCGGGUACCAUUCAUUUACUAAUUAGUCUAUGCCAAAUUGUCUUAGUCUUUGUACAAGCCUAUUCUAUAUGAUGCUUAAUUUGCUCAUCUAAUGUAAAAAAAAUAAUCUAAUAAGGCACAUGAUUGCAUAUUUUCUUGACAGUGUUGUAUGAUAUUAUAGUGACUUGAUGUAAUGUUUCAAAUAAAAAUCUAAGUGACAAUUUGAUCAUAUGACAUGAAAUAAUGCAUUAUGAUAAUUUCUUACUUUUCAUUGUCUUAGGUUUGAGUGAAUGCCGAAGUGUUUUGCUCUCAAUCAAAUUGAUUUUAUUUAUAUUAUUCAUUAUUCAUUCAUUCUUUUCUUUUUUUUAACAUACUAUGGGAAACUAGAGUUUGUAUUUUUAUAGUCUGCCAUAAAACCUUAAAGAAGAAGAAGAAGCAGCGCGUACAAUGGAAUAUUUUUUGUUUUUGUUUCAAUACCCCGUACAGUAGGUGGCGGCAAUACACCAAUAGGUGUAGUGUGCCAUAAAACUUUAAAGAAGAGGAAGAGGAGCCUUUUGUGUGGGAGGCUGCCAUAUACAAAAACAACAAACAUCACCUGGCGUCAGGCAAUAAGCAAGUAACAUUUCACGCUGGCUGGUGUGCUAAGGCGUAAGAGCAUACAUUAUGGCUAAAUUAUGAAGAUGUGUCUGAAGCUGCGACAGACAUAUUUCAUUAUUAUUAUGAUUUAGCUAACCAUCAUUGAAUAGAUGGCCAACGACUGCGCUUUUGUAUCUGGAGUAAAGUUAGCUUGCUCGCUAACUGGCUAGCAGCCAACCAGUAAGCGCGAGCCCCUACGGAGGGUGGUCCGUGUCCUCCCGUGAUUCCGGACGCCGGGGACUGGAGGCCAGUGCUGGAUUCCGACGACCCUCUUUGGUAGCCAUUGCUAGCUAACCUUAGCUAUCUCACAAGCAGUUUUGCAUUGUGUCGCUCACAACUCACUGACAAUGUAAAAUAUCAUGGGGACGGAGACACGGGAUCUGGUGAGUAUCACAAAUGCAUGGGAAGGUAAGCUAAUGUAACGGUUCUAGGCUCUACUAGUGUGGUGAUUGGUGUCGCUUUCAAGAUAACAGCAAAUCCGCUACGCUAGCUAACGUUCAAUACUCGCUUGCUGGCUAUCUGGUUAUAACUAACUAGCUACUAGCAACGUGCAAAGUUUGUAUUUAGCUAUUCUGUUAACGUUAGCCAACUAAUGACAUUACGUUAGCUAGCCAUAGCAAUAACAGGUAACGUUAGCUAGUUAGUUAGCGUUUGUCUGCGGAUAGUUAGCAUUGUUUUGAUAGCUACUAGCUAGCUGCUCGCUCACCGUUUCCUGGCAUUUAGCUAUAUAUGCGUUUUUGUAUUCUUUAAAAUGAUUUGCGAAACGUGAUUCAAUUGAGAUGUUUGCUGAUUAGUAAGCUAGAAACAGAGCAGCACCCAUAGACAGAAUAACUGCGACGAUGAUUCGCUAUGAAUAUCUAUAUAGAAAACGUAUUAAUUUAUUAAAGUGUAACUAGGAACUAUUUGAAUAUGUCGGAAAUUUAAAUAAAUGAGAUUUUGUCAUAUUGACAGAAGCCGAAUCUUCUACAAUGUGGGGGUGACACGUUGUCAGUUUACUAUAUAACCUCUGGCUCUGACUGUUGUCACUUUACAAAAUGUGAAUAAUUAAUUUACCUUUCUUAGAGACAUAAAUAAUUGGAUCAGUAGUAACACUAGUCUCAUAUGAAAAGCACAUUCCUUAAGUUGUCACUGUGCCAUGGACAUAAAUUAAAUAAUCUCUUCUCUACCUGCCAGCACACAUUUUUUAGCUUGUUUGGUUACUGCAGUAUGUGACUGCAAUAUAUAUUUGGCAGAUUUUUGAUUGCAAGUUAUUGCCUAAUGCCAAUCGAGUUUUAGAUAUUUGACUCUGUGCAUAUGGUGCUGUAACCAGAAUGCAACACUGAUGUGACAUAUAGGCAAAACUAGAGCAUCUUUCAUCCUAUGUUGAAAUGUAACCUCUUUAUAAAAUAUUUGUAGCAAUGUAGUCCAUCUCACUGAAGUUGCAUUGCUUUUUUAACAAUUUCUAGGUUCCCGGCUUGUGAGCAAGAUAAUCGGACAACCCCAUCUUCUUCACCUUCUCCACUUAUUCCAGGUGGGGGAGAGGAUGGCCUCCCUCCUCCAUGGCCCCCUGCUGGGGUUGCUGCUGGUGACUGUGGCCCCUGGGUGUUGGGCAGGAGACUGUAAGGGCCACAGACAGGUGCUGAGGGGCCCCCCAGGGUACGUCACAGAUGGGCCAGGGAACUACUCUGUAAACGGGAACUGCGAGUGGCUCAUCAAAGGUGAGUGAGACACUGGUGGGAAAACUGAGUGCUGUGAUAAGUGUGUGUUGAUAGAUUAGUUGUCUUGGUUGAUGUCAGUUUAAUGUGAAUACAUGGAUCCCAAAGAUAUGCCAAGGAAAUUCCUGUGUAGAGCAAAUUAAGUAAACUCUAAAUUAUAUCAGACUGACGUUUCUUUCCUGUAUUCUCUCCAAGCCCCCAGCAGCAAUUACCGUAUCGUCCUGAACUUCACCUUCAUGGAGACAGAAUGCACCUACGAUUACCUGUUCGUCUACGAUGGAGACUCCUACCAGAGCCCCCUACUGGCCAGUCUGAGUGGCACCACCCUGCCGCAGCCCAUAGAAGCCAAGUCUGGCAAGGUAACCACAUCAUUAUCUAUGGAAGGGGGAACUAGACAUGUUCUGAGAUGUCGGAUAUCAACCUCCGACUGCUGGGGAUUUGAGUGGGGAAACUUUUCAUACCAGCAUUAAAUGGAUGGAUGGAUGGAUUGAUGGGUUUCUAUGGCCUCAAUUCAUUUCAGCACACAUAAUUCAGAGUGACAGCUAGAGGUUUCUGACUCGACGGGCUGGAUGGAUUACAAUAUCAUGAAAAAAAUAAAAUAAAGUUGUUAAUUGCCCCCUUCACAUCCUUUCUCUCUUGUCCUCCCUCCAGAUGCUGCUCCACCUCUUCAGCGAUGCCAACUACAACCUCCUGGGCUUCAAUGCCACCUACUCGUUCUCUGUGUGCCCUGGAGCCUGCGGAGGUCACGGGCGCUGUGACACAGCCUCAUCCCUGUGCCAGUGCCACCUGGGCUGGGGAGGAGCCGACUGCGCCACCCCUCUGUGUCCCCAGGCCUGCAUCCUGCAUGGCACCUGUGACAAGGUAAGAAGAUGAAGGGAGACUUUAUUAUCCACAUUGAAAACUGUGCAGUUUUUAGACAACAUACAGACAACAUGUUGGUUUAUUACAGUGCAAUAAAACAAAGGUUGGGAUGAGUUAGGCGAGGAUGGAAAGUGGACAGCCAACUGAGAUGCUGGAGACAGCUAGCUGAGGGAACCUAUGUACAAGGCUACCUAAGGAGUUAAUUAUUAAGCAGGGUAUACAUUUGAGUUCAAACACAGAAGGGGAAACCAGCACAGCAGCAACAUAAAUAGGGGUUGAAUGACCCUCCUUUCCUUUACAUAUUGUAAUAUCGUUGAUUGCUGAUUUCUCUCACACUUUCUUUCUUUCUCCUUCUUUCUCUUCCUCUCUCAGAGAGGAGAGCGUUGUCUCUGCAGCUCGGACUUCCUGGGCCAGAGCUGUCAGUUGGGUCUCCGUGAUGACAGUGGGGCGGGGCAGUGGUGGCAGGUGAGCGGGGGCGACCCCUACACUCCCCCCCGGACCGGCUCUGCUGGGGUCUACCUGUCCUCCACUGGAGCCAUGUACCUGUUUGGAGGUGAGGGAUAGAACACAACUGUUUGUUUAUUUUUAUAUAGUGGUGGAUCCCAUUGUACAUAAAAAAAAAUAUUUUACAUGCCGAAGGUAUACCAAUACUGUAUACUAUUCAAAUUCAGGUGUUGUUAGUCAGGAUGUUAGGGUUGAUUUGUUUUCACUUUAUGUGCUGAUUCAUUGUCUAACUGGACCCGGUAUCGACCCAGUCAGGAGUAUUGUUUGGCUUGGUUAACAUUAACCCAGUUUAGAUGAGGCGAGUACACGGCUUCACAGAAGACCUUGACCUUAUUGCUGUUGGACAACUGUCUCUGCAUAGUAAGCAUUGUGGCUUUCAAUACAUGUCAUGAUGUAAUAGGUUAACUGGUUCUGUAUGGUUGGUGCUGUUUGAUAUUUCAGGGUUUGACUUGAACCGAGCUCUGGGGGACCUGGUUAAAUACAACUUCAGCAUGAACCAGUGGGAGAACAGAUCUUAUGGACACUCCCCAGUAAGUGCCUGCCCCAUGCCAAGAUGUCAAAGACUGUUCUCUUUUAGUUAUUAUUUCCUUUGUUUAUCUUAUGCUUUGAUAUUUUAUUGAAGAUCCCAGCAAAAUUUGGAUUUUCAUUUAUCUGACUUUCAUUUAACUACAUGUCCAGCCCUUAUAUUUAGCCUCACAAUAUUUUCAAGACAACCAGGGCUACAAGUAGAACACAAAACAAUUUGACAUAAACAGUUGCAUUCAUGAGUUAUAUUGACAAAUGUCGAUAAAAAUGAAUUUAUAUGAAUGCUGUAAGUACAGAAAUUGUUUGCUCAUUGGGAAAUUAAAUAUCCAACUAGUCAGUGACAACUGUUUGGUGUUUGUGACAGCAACUAUGUGAGCUUAUUACAGUAUUAUAGACACUAUGUCCUGGGAUUUCCUAUGAUCUUCUAUGUAGAAGAACCCCUUACCUUCUAACGACUCUUGUGUAGCUUGUGAGUGUCAUAGAGCAAAAUAUGUUACAUGUGCAUGUUCGUGUGAGUCUCAGCUUUUAAUAGUUUGUAGCUCAAACCAUUUGGACUCUACAGAUGGUUUUGUAUAAAAGACCCCUUCGGGAUCCGCCAUUGUCUCACAAACACCACUCUAGCUUCGCCCCCAUUAUUCACACAGACUAAAAGGGGUUAGUUAAAAACGCGCCGGCGAUGCGGUGGGACUCAUUGGACUAAACCAAUGCUCCUAAACAUUUCUCUUUCCCUCCCUCUCCUGUGAACCACAUUCUACAUCUCUCCCUAUCUUACUGUCUCACUCUCACCCCUCCUUUUUCUCUUUCUUCUUGUUCCCACUUCCUCUCAUCCUUCCCUUUCUUCCUCCUGCCCACCCCAUCCCAACUGUCAUCUCUCUUCUUAUCACCCCCCUCUUCCUCUCUCCCUUCUUUCUUUCCCCCCUCCCUCUGUCAGGCGGCUCGUCACUCCCACACAGCAGUUGAGUGGAAGGGGAACAUGGUGAUCUUCGGAGGAGAGCUCGCGAGCGCCGCUUUAGCCAGCGAUGUCUGGAUGUACCGCCCAAUCCAGGAUGACUGGCAGCAGCUCGGCCAAUCCCAUUUGCACGGGGCACCGAGAGUGGCCAACCAUGCAGCAGCUGUAGUGGACAACUAUCUCUACAUAUUUGGAGGUAAAUUACUAAUUGAAAUGCAAUGUUACCUGAAUUUGUAGAAUAUUUUUAAACUGCAAACAUUACUUUAUAGGUGUGUGUAUAUGCAGUGAAAACCUCUUGCAGAAUAUGUUCAAGUGCUGCAAAGAAAGACUUAGUUAAGCUGCAUCUGUUGUGGGGAUGUUGGGGGGGAUGGAAUGGAUCACAGGAAUUAUUUGCUAGGAUAAUAAUUGCUUGUCAAUGAAUUAAAUGUAAUACAAUGGCAAUCCGGGUUAUAUGUUAAAAUCCUAUGCUUGAACUGCCAACGUUAUUACGCAUAUUAAUUGAUAAUGAUGGAAAAUAGGAUAUGCAUAAUUUUUUUUAAAUAGUUAUAUAUAUAGAGGUGACAGCAUUGGAAAUGCUUUUGGUGGUUAAUCUGCUUCUGUUUUGUGGGUGGCACUGUGUGCUGUUUUCGAUGGAUGGGUCCUGGCCUCUCGGGGCCUUAGGGAUCCGGAGGGACGUGGGUGGGAUGCUGAUCACUGGGAUGACGGCUCAACUUGGGAUGGGGAGGGGCUUUAGCAGGGGAAUUAGUGGAGAACAAUUGAAGGGUUACUCCGUAGCAAUGCAAAUAUCACAGUACAGCUAUAUGGACACUCAAUCAUUACGGUAUUUUUUAUUGGUACAUUUACAAACAUAUAUAAUGAUAAAUAGACUUGAAACUUGUAUCUCAUUAUGGUGUAUGGUGAAAUAAGUAUAGCCAGUUAUAAUUGUAAUGGCUUAGUUGAUAAUAACAAAAGAAAAACAAUAUUUACAUGGCUCAAAGAGAAGGAAUAUAAUAUCUAUUGUAUACAGGAAACUCAUUCAACAAUUCGAGAUGAAGUUGCGUGGAAAAAAGAAUGGGGGGGGGGGGAAUAUACUUCUCCCAUGGGCAAAGAAAUUCAAAAGGGGUGAUGAUAUUAAUUAAUAGUAAUUUCGAUCCGAAUGUGCAAAUUGUCCAAAUAGAUACGCAAGGUAGAUGGAUUAUUUUAAAUAUGUUAUUGGACCAUAAACAGAUAUGGCUCAUUAACCUUUACGGACCAAAUAAUGAUGAUCCUCAAUUCUUUGACAAUAUAUAUAAUAUAUUAUCAACCCUGCAAGCAAUUCAAGACAAUAUUAUUAUGGUGGGGGAUUAUAAUACUGUUUUAAAUAGCUCAAUGGACCGUAAAGGAAAUCACACCACAAACAAUCACCCACAUGCUCUUAAGGAAAUCGUGAACGUCAUGGAUACAUUAGAACUAGUAGAUAUAUGGAGGCUUAAAUAUCCUGAUCUAGUGAGAUAUACAGUGGGGAAAAAAAGUAUUUAGUCAGCCACAAAUUGUGCAAGUUCUCCCACUUAAAAGAUGAGAGAGGCCUGUAAUUUUCAUCAUAGGUACACGUCAUCUAUGACAGACAAAUUGAGAGAGAAAAAAACCAGAAAAUCACAUUGUAGGAUUUUUAAUGAAUUUAUUUGCAAAUUAUGGUGGAAAAUAAGUAUUUGGUCACCUACAAACAAGCAAGAUUUCUGGCUCUCACAGACCUGUAACUUCUUCUUUAAGAGGCUCCUCUGUCCUCCACUCGUUACCUGUAUUAAUGGCACCUGUUUGAACUUGUUAUCAGUAUAAAAGACACCUGUCCACAACCUCAAACUGUCACACUCAAAACUCCACUAUGGCCAAGACCAAAGAGCUGUUAAAGGACACCAGAAACAAAAUUGUAGACCUGCACCAGGCUGGGAAGACUGAAUCUGCAAUAGGUAAGCAGCUUGGUUUGAAGAAAUCAACUGUGGGAGCAAUUAUUAGGAAAUGGAAGACAUACAAGACCACUGAUAAUCUCCCUCGAUCUGGGGCUCCACGCAAGAUCUCACCCCGUGGGGUCAACAUGAUCACAAGAACGGUGAGCAAAAAUCCCAGAACCACAUGGGGGGACCUAGUGAAUUACCUGCAGAGAGCUGGGACCAAAGUAACAAAGCCUACCAUCAGUAACACACUACGCCGCCAGGGACUCAAAUCCUGCAGUGCAAGACGUGUCCCCCUGCUUAAGCCAGUACAUGUCCAGGCCCGUCUGAAGUUUGCUAGAGUUCAUUUGGAUGAUCCAGAAGAGGAUUGGGAGAAUGUCAUAUGGUCAGAUGAAACCAAAAUAUAACUUUUUGGUAAAAACUCAACUCGUCGUGUUUGGAGGACAAAGAAUGCUGAGUUGCAUCCAAAGAACACCAUACCUACUGUGAAGCAUGGGGGUGGAAACAUCAUGCUUUGGGGCUGUUUUUCUGCAAAGGGACCAGGACGACUGAUCCGUGUAAAGGAAAGAAUGAAUGGGGCCAUGUAUCGUGAGAUUUUGAGUGAAAACCUCCUUCCAUCAGCAAGGGCAUUGAAGAUGAAACGUGGCUGGGUCUUUCAGCAUGACAAUGAUCCCAAACACACCGCCCGGGCAACGAAGGAGUGGCUUCGUAAGAAGCAUUUCAAGGUCCUGGAGUGGCCUAGCCAGUCUCCAGAUCUCAACCCCAUAGAAAAUCUUUGGAGGGAGUUGAAAGUCUGUGUUGCCCAGCGACAGCCCCAAAACAUCACUGCUCUAGAGGAGAUCUGCAUGGAGGAAUGGGCCAAAAUACCAGCAACAGUGUGUGAAAACCUUGUGAAGACUUACAGAAAACGUUUGACCUGUGUCAUUGCCAACAAAGGGUAUAUAACAAAGUAUUGAGAAACUUUUGUUAUUGACCAAAUACUUAUUUUCCACCAUAAUUUGCAAAUAAAUUCAUUAAAAAUCCUACAAUGUGAUUUUCUGGAUUUUUUUUUUCUCAUUUUGUCUGUCAUAGUUGACGUGUACCUAUGAUGAAAAUUACAGGCCUCUCUCAUCUUUUUAAGUGGGAGAACUUGCACAAUUGGUGGCUGACUAAAUACUUUUUUCCCCACUGUAUAUAGGUUGUAUGUUGGGAGCUUUUGGAAAAGAGCACAGUUAGAAAGAUAUGGCAUAUAGAAGCAAACCGGAAGGACAUAAAGAAAAUGAUCGGAGAGGUUGAGAGUAGAAGAAGUUCAGGAGCAAAAAAAAUAAAUAAAUAUAUAUAUAUAUAUGUAUGUAUGUAUAUAUAUAUAUAUAUGUAUGUAUGUAUGUAUGUAUGUACUCGGGAGGCCAUUUACAUACAGGACCAGUCAAAAGUUUGGACACACCUACUCAUUCAAGGUUUUUUAUUUAUUUUUACUAUUUUCUACAUUGUAGAAUAAUAGUGAAGACAUCAAAACUAUGAAAUAAUACAUAUGGAAUCAUGUAGUAACCAAAAAAGUGUUAAACAAAUCAAAAUAUGUUUUUGAUUCUUCAAAGUAGCCACCCUUUGCCUUGAUGACAGCUUUGCACACUCUUGGCAUUCUCUCAACCAGCUUCACCUGGAAUGCGUUUCCAACAGUUGAAGGAGUUCCCACAUAUGCUGAGCAAUUGUUGGCUGCUUUUCCUUCACUCUGCGGUCCAAUUCAUCCCAAACCAUCUCAAUUGGGUUGAGGUCAGGUGAUUGUGGAGGUCAUCUGAUGCAGCCCUCCAUCACUCUCCUUCUUGGUCAAAUAGCCCUUACACAGCCUGGAGGUGUGUUGGGUCAUUGUCCUGUUGAAAAACAAAUGAUAGUCCCACUAAGCCCAAACCAGAUGGGAUGGCGUAUCGCUGCAGAAUGCUGUGGUAGCCAUGCUGGUUAAGUGUGUCUUGAAUUCUAAAUAAAUCACCCACAGUGUCACCAGCAAAGCACCCCCACGCCAUCACACCACCUCCUCCAUGCUUCACGCUGGGAACCACACAUGCAGAGAUCAUCCGUUCACCUACUCUGCGUCUCACAAAGACAUGGCAGUUGGAACCAAAAAUCUCAAAUUUGGACUCAUCAGACCAAAAGGACAGAUUUCCACCGGUCUAAUGUCCAUUGCUCGUGUUUCUUGGCCCAAGCAAAUCUCUUGUUCUUAUUGGUGUCCUUUAGUAGUGGUUUCUUUACAGCAAUUUGACCAUGAAGGUCUGAUUCACACAGUCUCCUCUGAACAGUUGAUGUUGAGAUGUGUCUGUUACUUGAACUCUGUGAAGCAUUUAUUUGGGCUACGAUUUCUGAGGCUGGUAACUCUAAUGAACUUAUCCUCUGCAGCAGAGGUAACUCUGGGUCUUCCUUUCCUGUGGCGGUCCUCAUGAGAGCCAGUUUCAUCAUAGCGCUUGAUGGUUUUUGCCACUGCACUUGAAGAAACUUUCAAAGUUCUUGAAAUGUUCUGGAUUGACUGACCUUCAUGUCUUAAAGUAAUGAUGGACUGUCGUUUCUCUUUGCUUAUUUGAGCUGUUCUUGCCAUAAUAUGGACUUGGCCUUUUACCAAAUAGGGCUAUCUUCUGUAUACCCACCCCUACCUUGUCACAAUACAACUGAUUGUCUCAAACGCAUUAAGAAGGAAAGAAAUUCCCCAAAUUAACUUUUAACAAGGCACACCUGUUAAUUGACAUGAAGCUGGUUGAGAGAAUGCCAGCAGUGUGCAAAGCUGUCAUCAAGGCAAAGGGUGGCUACUUUGAAGAAUCUCAAAUAUAUUUUGAUUUGUUUAACACUUUUUUGGUUACUACAUGAUUACAUAUGUGUUAUUUCAUAGUUUUGAUGUCUUCACUAUUAUGCUACAAUGUAGAAAAUAGUAAAAAAUAAAGAAAAACACUAGAAUGAGUAGGUGUGUUCAAACUUUUGACUGGCGCUAUAAGUAUUCAGACCCUUUGCUAUGAGACUCAAUUAAGCUCAGGUGGAUCCUGUUUCCAUUGAUCAUCCUUGAGGUGUUUCUACAACUUGAUUGGAGUCCACCUGUGGUAAAUUCAAUUGAUUGGACAUGAUUUGGAAAAGCACACACCUGUGCCUUUUUCUCCUCUCCACUCUUCAGGUCGUACGGAAGAGGACAUGUUCUCGUCAUCACUGUAUCGGUUUGGUCUGCGGGGGUCUGGGGUGUGGGAAGCGGUGCAGCCCACCGGUGGGAAGCCCCCCGCCACAGCAGGUCACUCCAUGGUGUUCCACCCCCCGUCCCGGGCCCUGCUGGUCUACGGGGGCCACAGGCCUACCACCGCCAGGUACAGUUGGAGGAGGGGAUUGUGGGACUGUCUUGUGUUUAUUAUCCAAGUUAAAGUACACACUGAGAGUACACAUUGAGUCGUGUGUGUGUGUUUAGUGCUAUUUGGUCAUGGAAGAACAGGUUCUCGCUAGGUUCUUGGCUUCUCCAAGGUUCAGUGUCCAUGUGAUUCCCAAUACUGUUUGGUAUCUGUUUGUGUCUCAGCAAGUGUCUGUGUGUUAAUGUUUGGGAGUGUUUCUAUAGUCUCUCAAAUCAUCUGCCUCCUUCCUGCCUCUCUCUCCCCCUCAGGUUCAGUGUACGUGUGAACUCCACGGAUGUAUUCCACGUGGACCGGAGGUUCUGGACCUCGUUCCGCUCCCGUUUCCCAGCCACAGGCCCCAGGGAGAGAGCCUUCCACUCAGCCACCGUCAUCGGCAACUACAUGGUGGUCUAUGGUGAGGGGACAUAUGAUAGAGAUGGAGAUGGUCAUCACAGAGAUUAAAGGAUAGGGAUGGAGACCUCCUGAAUGGAUUCAUACAAUUGUUUGCUGUCCAGCCGCUUUACCGUCUAAUAUCGCUCCUAUUCUCCCUAUUCCACCCCCCCCCCCCCCCCCCCCUCUCUCUCUCAGGGGGGAAUGUGCACAUCCACUACCAGGAGGAGAAGUGUUAUGAUGAGGGAAUCUUCUUCUACCACCUGGGCUGUCACCAGUGGGUGUCUGCUGGGGAGAGCCUCCAGCACAGUGAGUCCCUACACACGCACACAUUCUCACUUGCUCAUACAGACAUUCAUGUUGCUUUAUGUUGAAUCAUCUCUCUCUCUUUCCCUUCAGGAGGAGAGGCUGUGAGAGGGCGGUACUCCCAUGUAGCUGCUGUGAUGGAGGGCAGGGUGCUGCUGGUUGCCGGGGGAUACAGUGGUAUUGCCCGUGGAGACCUGGUGGCGUACAAAGUUCCUCUGUUUGUGAGCAGUGACCCAGGAGACCGGGUGAGUCAAGAUGUAAGGAGGAGAGAAGGAGGGAGGGAUGGAGAGUUUAUUAAGGAAUAUUAUUGCAUGGUGGACAGGGGCAUAUUGAAAGGGGGAGAGGUGGAUGGUUGAAACUGCAAUGCUCUCAUCUCCUGAAGCACAAUGUUUUUCAGUGAUACUGUUUUUUUGUGGUUGAAAGCAGGAUUUGUAAACAUUGUAUUUCUUGUGCACAAUUUUUGGUUAGUUCACUGUGGUGCAGGUCUCUCCAACCCUGUUCCUGGAGCGCUACCCUCCUGUAGGUUUUCGCUCCAACCCCAGUUGUAACUAACCUGAUUCAUCUUAUCAACCAGCUAAUUAUUAGUAUCAGGUGCCCUAGAUUAGGGUUAGAGCGAAAACCUACAGGACGGUAGCUUUCCAGGAACAGGGUUGGAGAGACCUGCUGUGGUGUGUGUAUCUUUGUCUGACUGUGUGUUUCUGUGUGUGUCAGGACGCUGUGUGUGCCGAGGCACCAGACGAGAGCGUGUGUCUGAAGAACCCAGAAUGCAGCUGGUGUGAGGGCCGCUGUCGGGAGUACCAACCCACCAACCCGGUAACACACCUAUCCAACACCCUACUUUUUGCAUCCCUUUUUCAACCCAAACCUCAUCCAUCUGUCCUCCCUAUUCACUUUCUCCUAAGAACCUAACAUGACCAUGGAUAAAAACAAUGUUGUUUAACCUGAGUUCCCUGUUGUAUAAAAACAAUGUUUAACUGUCUCUCUCCAGUGUGGCAGCACAGGGUGCCUGGGCCUGGCCCGCUUCCUUUCUGACUGCCAGUCCUGCCUGGUGUUCAGUGGGGCUGCAGGUUCCCUGCCCCGCGCCCCCGGUGACUUCGGCUGGUGUGUCCAGAACGAGUCCUGCCUACCUGUGUCAGGUGAGAUGCACAGAUGGAGGGAGGAGGGGAAAUAAAAAUAUCAAAAGCUAAAAUGCAUGGGAGAUGGACCACAUGAGAAACAACAAUACUGAGCUCUCGGUAUUGCAGAUCAAAGUGCUUGCCGUGUGGACCAGAUCUCAGGGGCGUACGGCUGGUGGGGGGAGCGUACCCGUUUCCUCACCUCAAUCCUUUCCUGUCGCACUGAGAACUAUGUCCCGGGACUGCACCUGCUCACCUUCCAGCACCCCCGCAACGACUCCCAGCCUGACAAGGUACAGAGGCCCCGCGAAGUAGGGUUGUCACGAUACCAACAUCAGGAAACUACGAUAACUGAUUUUCCAUAGCAAAAAGUUAAACACAAAGCAGACUCUUUGGUCCUUUAAAAACGUACUGUACGUAAAUGAUUGUGUGCUAUAGCAUGGAAAAGAAACAGGAUUCUGGGAGACAACAUCAAGCUGCUUGUUUUCAACAUUAGGACUUGUUUCCUCAGAACAUUUAGUGCGCUUCUUGUUUUGUUUCCUUGCCACGAUACCUCUGAGUAUCACGAUACUGGUAUCAUGACAACCCUACUGCCAAGUAUUGUGGUCCUGUGUGGCUCGUGGGUUUGAUUCCCGCUGGGGGCCACCUAUACGUAAAAUGUAUGCAUGCAUGACUGCAAGUCACUUUGGAUACAGCAAUCUGCUAAAUGGCAUAUAUUAAGUAUUGCAGAGGGGUGGCCUCCCGAGUGGCGCAGCGUCUAAGGCACUGCAUCGCAGUGCUAGAGGCAUCACUACAGAUCCGGGUUUGAUCCCGGGCUGUGUCGCGACCGGGAGACCCAUGAGAUGGCGCACAAUUGGCCCUGCGUCGUCCAGGUUAGGGGAGGGUUUGGCCGGCUGGGAUGUCCUUGUCCCAUCGCGCUCUAGCGACUCCUUGUGGCGUGCCGGGCGCAUGCAAGCUGACUUCGGUCGCCAGCUGUACGGUGUUUCCUCCAACACAUUGGUGUGGCUGGCUUCCGGGUUAAGCGAGCAGUGUGUCAAGAAGCAGUGAGGCUUGGCGUGGUCGUGUUUCGGAGGAUGCAUGGCUCUCGACCUUCGCCUCUCCCGAGUCUGUACGGGAGUUACAGCGAUGGGACAAGACUGUAACUACCAAGUGGAUAUCAUGAAAUUGGGGAGGAAAAGGGGGUAAAAAGUACCAAAAAAUAUAUAGAUAUUUAUAUUGCCCAGGGGUGAGGUAGAUUUCUUUCCGGUACGGGACCUUGCAUGCACCCACAUUUUUAAGGGGGCCUACUCAUAGAAUUAUAUAUAGAAUCCAUGUUAAUUUAAUAGGUUCUCUGUGGGCCUAGUCGUAAAGAUUUGUCAGUUAACCUUUAAAAUGUGUUACGUUUUAUUGUAGCAUAAACACAACCAGUCAAGAUGUUUUCAUCUGAUUGUCAAACAAUCAGGCCACCCUGGCACAUUCAUCCACUCUCAACAUAUUUCCAGCCUCCAAACAGUGGUGAAUGGAAAGAGGCAUCUUUUACACAAAACACCAAAAAGUGUAAUGAGAUUUGGCUAUUGUCAUUAAGCCAGAAUUUAUGCGUCCACUGCUGUCCCCACGUCCCGGUGUCAACCACUCAACUUUGCCUUAGCAAAAUGUCAGUGUUCUCGUCGAACCACAUUGCAUUUUGGAGUGUAGGCUAAUACCACCCAUUUAUUUUCAAGUCCAUUCACAAAUAUUGCGGUAAUGAUAAAUAAUGGUGUAAUAGCCUACAGUUUCCUUGACACAUUUUAUUUUUCUGGGACACUGUACCACCUUGCUUUCACCCCUGGUAUUACCUCUACUUCUAGCUAUACUGCGUCUCUAAAGCCCCUCUAAAUACUUACCCUCCUCCCGCCCUGCUUAAGAUACUGUGGGCUUCCCAAACUCUUAUCUGACUGAAUGUAAGGCUGUUUUGUUCUUCUCUCUCUCUCUUCUCUAUUCCUCUGUACUCUAUUUCCCUUUGUGCACUACUUUGGACCAGAGCCCAUAGGGUUUUUCAUAGGGUUUCCCUAUGGGUUCUGGUCCAAAGUAGUGCUCUUCAUAGGGAAUAGGGUGCCAUUCUUGCACUCUUUUAGGAUUUUCUUAGCUUUCUCUGCCUUUACGUUUGACUUCUGUACCUUGCUGUGAGACGUGCCACUCCUAAUGUCAGUUGUAACACCUCCAUCCCCCUUGAACCUCCACCCCUUCAGGUGUCCAUCCUGCGCAGCACCUCCAUCAUCCUCAGCCCCACCACAGAGAUGGACGUCACCCUGCAGUUCCGGGGCUUCAUCCACCCCCUGUGGGGUGCGCCUCCACCUGCACCCCCUCCCACCGAGACAGUCUCCAUGUGGGCCCGGAUACAGAGGCUACACUUUGAGGCCCGCAUGGCUGCUGGACCCAAUUCCCUGCAACUGGUGAGAGAGGGAGAGAGAGAGGGAGAUGGGUGCUUACAUUACACGUUUUUGAGAGAUACGAGUAGAGCCAGACAGUCAUUUGUUUUUACUGAACUCUCUCCCAACCUCCUCCUCCUACCCUCAGAAGGAGGUGGUAGGUCGCUGGGCAGCUCACCAGGAGAAGGAGACGAAGCUGCUGUCCCGUCCUGACAUGGGUCGUCUGUUUCCCAACCUGACCCGAGGGAACCGCUACCUGGUCCAGGCCGAGGGAUACCUCAACAACUCAGGCUCUGGACAGACCAGUGAGAUGGCCCUGACCUGGAACAGAACCACCCUGCCCGGCGGAAGUGUGAGUACCAGCUGACAAUUACAGAUGUUAUAAACAAAAGGUUUAUACUGUAAUACUAAGGCUCGAUACCCUUAACAUCAAUAUUGAAGACGUUUGUUUCUCCCACUGUCUCUCUAUCCCUUUUUUUCCUCCUUUCUUUCUCUCUGUAGGAGAUUUCCUUCUUGUUCUUGGAGCCGUACCGUUCUGGCUCUUGCUCGGGGUACCAGUCGUGCUUGGCGUGUCUGUCAGACCAGUCCUGUGGCUGGUGUCCGUCUCUGGGCCGCUGUCUGUUCCGUGCCCUGCCUGACCUGGAGCCCUGCCCGGAGGACCAGGGGGAAGGGGAGCGCCACCUGCUGCUGGCCCCGCCGCAAUGCACCCUCUGUGAGGAGUACAGGGACUGCUCCGCCUGCACUCAGGUAAUAAACAUACAAAACACCUCACUGCCAUCAGCUUAAUAAACAUUUUUUAUUUUUAUUACUCCCCUUAUAGAUCUUGUAGACCUUUGACCUUUAUGAUCUUUGGCCGACAGGACCCCUACUGUGAGUGGCAGAUAAACUCCAGCAAGAAGGGUGACUACCAAUGCAGCCGACGGGGGAGACUGGAAGGAUCCAUUCGCGACCCAGUGGGGGUGCCCUAAAGUCUGCAACCAGUGAGUACCCACUGUCGGGCUGAUCGUAAUAUAAUGUUGCUUGGGGCAAUUACUCAUACACUAUGCAACUCUCUCACUCUCUCUCUUAACCUCUCCCCCCCCCGGUAACAGGAGGAGGACGUGUGGGGAGUGUUUGUCUAACUCCAGUCAGUGUGCGUGGUGUGAGUCGGCCCAAGCCUGCUUCUACUUUGCGGCCUACCUCACUAAGUACCCCUACGGAGAGUGCAGGGACUGGUAUGACAGGUAAACCAUUAGAACCAAUGAGCUGAACUCCUGUAGUCAACAACGAAACUUGGAACCGUUUAGAAUGGAGAUUUAAUCGUAUUUCCCUUUUCUCUUUGCAAUCUAUUAUGUACCAACAACGUGCAAUAAUAACCUUCUCUGUCUUCCUCCCUCUCCCUCCAUCCCCUGUCUCCAUCCCUCUCUCCCCCACUCCAGUGUCCACUCAGUGCCCCAGUGUAAGCAGUGCUCAGCUCUGGUCACCUGUACAGACUGUCUCCAGACGUUCCAGUGUGGCUGGUGUGGAGACUACAACAACCCCACCAUCGGCAGGUGUCUAAGAGGAGACUGGGCAGGGAUGGACGACCCCUCUGUGUAUAACUGCAGUGUGGCUGUGGCUGAAGUACGGGCUACCAGGUAUGAUGACCAGCAAACCACCCACACUUCAAAAUGCUUACUUACCCAGGUUUGACUUCAACUGAGGACAAGCCCACAAAACGGGCUGUGGUGAUGAAAAAAAAUAAUUAACUGAGCAGGUCAAGUGUAAGUAAUGCCUAAGUCCAAUGGAGCUGCCUGUGGAGUUACCAUGUCAAUACCAGACCACCUCUCUGCAUUAGGAGAUAAUACUGAACCUUGUUAUUCCUCCUCCCCCUCUAGUCCUGAGCCCCAGACCUUGGCCCCCCCGCGGCCCAUGGAGAUGGAGCUGGAGCUGGAGCACCUGGAGGAGGGGGAGAGGGAUGCAGUCUGGUCCUACCCCACCUGUCCCGAUGUGGAGGAGUGCAGGCUGGGCCUCCACAGCUGCCACCCCUUCGCCACCUGCGUCAACACCCCCACCUCCUACGAGUGCCACUGUGAGAGGGGCUACACUGGGGACGGCACCCUGCACUGCAACCAGACGUGAGCCUCUCUCUCUCUCUCUCUCUCAUUUCACUCCCUGUCACUCUUUCUUUUCCUCCAUCUUUCUCAUCCUCCCUAUCAUGACAAGCCCUUGUUCUGUCUACUAGCUUUUAUAAUGUCUCGUUCUCUGGAUAACUCCAUUCUCCUAAAGCUGACCUCUCUCUCUGCUCCAGUUGUUAUAAUGAGUGUCGUGAGGGCCAGUGCAGCGGCAGCCCGCGGUUUGAGUGUGAGUGUUCCCUGGGCUGGACAUCUGACCCAGCCACCCUGGUGCUGAGCGGGGUGGAGUGUGACGUGGACUGUGGCUGUAACUUCCACAGCACCUGUAUCACCGCCCCAGGCAUCUGUGAUCACUGCCAGGGUGAGACAGACAUACAAUAUCAACCCAUUACAGCAACACACCAAGAUGACCAGAAAAACAACAUAUUUUAUUAAUUUCAUAAGACAUCAUUUUUUCUCAUUAGUUCAUGCUCUCUCCGUUCUCCGUUCUCCUUAGAUUGGACAACGGGUCCCCAGUGUGAGCACUGUCGACCAGGGAGUUUUGGUUCUGCGCUGGCCGGGGGCGGGGGCUGUGUGCCCUGCCAGUGCAACGGCCAUGGAGACCCCCUCCAGGGCUACUGCCACAAUCAGACAGGCCAAUGCUUCUGCACACACCACACCCAGGGACCACACUGUGAAUCCUGCCUGCCCGGAUACUACGGAGACCCCAGGUGAGGGGGACAGACAAUGGGCUCUGGAUGGAUGGAUUUAUUUUUUGCAGGAUCUGUUUUAUAGAACAGUAUGUGUACUGUGCAUCAGCAACUAGUUGCUAUGUGCUCUGUAAUUUAAGAACCUGCUUCACUAUACAUCUGAAUGAUUGAAUUUCUCUCACUUAAUGCAUAUCACUUAUCCAACUCUCGCUCUCUCCCUCAGGAAUAAUGGCACCUGUUUCCGUCAGUGUCAGGGGCGCUCUGUGAUCCUGUCCCACCAGUCACCCCUCUCUGAGCUCCCCAUCUCGUCCUCCCUGGGGUGGCGAGGGGGCGUCGGGGGGAAGGGGGGACUCUCCCACUGUCUGUGGGUCCUGUCUGUCUCUGAGAACCUGGCCCCCUGUGUGCCGGGCGAGCUGUGCCCUCCUGUAGCUCUCACCCUGCACCCAGACUCUCACACACAGUGCACUGUGAGUACUGACCACACACUAACUCCUACAACACAGACUGAUGUUUAUUGUGCUGUAGUGAACAGAGCCACUAGUGUUCCCAUGGCCUGAGAUGUCCUUUCUGUCUCUCACACACAGAGCUCCUACGUUUACGUGUUUGACGGCCUGCCUCGUUUCUUGAGCAACGGGGUGGUGCACUCAGACCACAACCUGAUUGGAGCGUUCUGUGGGACGACCCGGACUCAGCCAAUCACUGUGGAGGCCACUUCAGGUUACCCUAGUGAUUUGUUUGUUUGUUUAUUAAAACUUCUGGUCAUUUUUUUAAAAGUUUUAAAAUAAAGUUUUUCUCCUACUUAUUUUCUGACUGCAAAUAUCAUGAGUAGUAUUGAAAGAUUCCCUCUCUGAUUCCUCUGUUCUCUCUCUCUCCCAGGUGUGAUCUCUGUCUACUUUGAGGCCAACGUCUCGUCCGACCACCCUCAGGGUUUCAACGCCUCCUUCUGGGUGCGACGCUGUCGAGAGGGUUCUGAGGCAGGCGGGGAUGGGUCACCGGUGUGCCAGGGAGGGGCGCAGUGCAGCGGGGGGCUGUGCCAGUGUCCUCAGGGGUACGGGGGGCCGUACUGCGACAGGCCCCUCUGUCCCGAGGACUGUGGGCUAGCAGAGGUCCGAGGCUCCUGCAACUUGGUGAGUGCAAGACUGUGUGAAUGCAAAUUGUUGUUUUUGUUGGUGUUUUGAUGUUUUCCUCUUUGCUUAUCCUGGUCCUAUAUAUUGCAGUCUCUUGUGUGUCUCUAAUGUUAACUCUCUCUGUCUCUGUCUCUCUGUGUGUGUGUGUUUUAGUCUCUGGGAGUGUGUGUGUGUGCAGACGGUUGGGGCGGCUCGGACUGCUCCACUCCUCUGGACUCCAGUAGCCUAGUUUGGGAAACCCUACUGGACACACAGCUCACAGCGGUAAGAACCAGCACACACACACACAUAUAUAAAAACACUCCCACCACAGAGUGUCACAGUGUUAAGCUUCCCCCUCCCUCCACAGAAUCAGGCCCACAGGUUCCUCCACCGGAUGGGCCAUUCUCUAGUGUCUGGGCCCCAGGGGAACCUCUGGAUGUAUGGAGGCCUCUCUCUCUCAGAGGGCAUCCUGGGCAACGUCUACAGGUGGGGGGAUGACUUUAAUGGUGUUGUUUUUAGUAGCGUUCAUUUAAAGAUGCCUUUUGUGAGACAGCGAAUUUUUUAAAUAAUUGUCUGAAAUUACCAGUAACUCAUAUCAGUUAGUUUGUCUGUAUGUCUCUCUCUCUUUCCUCUCUGUGUUGAUUGGUGGGUUCAUGUCCUGUCUCUGUGUUGGUUGGUGGGUUCAGGUACUCUGUGUUGGAGCGGCGCUGGACUCAGAUGCUGACCAGCUCAGUGGAGGAAGGCUCCACCCCCAGCCCACGCUACCACCAUGCCUCUGCCCUUCUGGCCAGUCACCAGCCUCUCUCCGGCGCCCAGGGAGCCACUCACAACCUCAUGCUGGUGGUGGGCGGUGUCACGCAGAAGGGCGUCGCCCUGGAUAUGUGGAGCCUCAACCUCAGCAGUCUGGUGUGGAGACAGCACAAGGUCAGAGUUGGUUUGUUUGGUUUUAGCAAUCCACCAUCUUGCUUUACUUGGGAAAAUAUAUGAACAACAAAACACUAAACAUAAAAUAUUGGUAGUUAACGGUCAGCCUACACCCCACGAUUCAAUUUACUAUAGACUUGUUCUAUGUAACCAAUUAGUCUGUGUCCUCUCCCCCCACAGAGCUCAGUGCUGCCACCGGUGGCAGGUCAUACUCUAACGGUGCGUCGGGACUCCUCUAUGCUGCUCAUCGGAGGUUACUCUCCAGAGAACGGCUUCAACCACCACCUGCUGGAGUUCAACAUCCACUCUGGCAACUGGACCGUCGCCCCCCACACCGGCACGCCUCCUACAGGUCAGAAGGACCUAUCUCCACCUGCACUCAUUAGCAACGUAUUGUCAUUAACUCACUUUGUACCUGCCAAUCUGGAAAGUCCCUACUCAGCUUUCGUGGAACCUCUGUCCCACUAAAUAUGCAUAGAAUAUAAAGAUUGAGGUGCAUCCAUUCUGGUUGGAGCAAAGAGUCAUUUCUGACAACAUGAACCACAAACUCCUGUCCCUUAUGAUGUUGCAUAAUUGACAAGUUCGUUUAACCCUUAACCCUCCCAUGUUGCCUCCUGACUGACUCCUGUGUGUCCUGUCCUCUCUUCAGGUCUGUAUGGCCAUUCUGCUGUGUACCACGAGCAGACGGACGCCGUGUACGUGUUCGGAGGCUACCGCUUCCACGUGGAGACAGUGGAGCCCUCAGGAGAGCUCUACAGUCUCUACUAUCCCAAUCUCACCUGGUCCCUACUGGUCCCCUCACAGGGGAAUAAGGUAGGUACUACUACAGCAGCUCUACCACGAGAACAGGCUUCUUUCACAACUAGCUUACCGGUAUUUCAACCGUUUUUACAUGGUCCCAGGCUGGCCUUAAUUGAUGACAUCGUCAUUAUAUCGGAACAUUUAUUUUUCUUAUAUUAACACUCUGUCUCUUUUCUCUCUCCCUCUCUCCACAGCCCCUGUCUCGUUUCUUCCACGCUGCAGCCCUGAUAAAAGACACCAUGGUGAUCGUGGGAGGGAGGACAGGAGAGGAGGACUACAGCAACACAGUGUCUCUGUACCAGAUCAACUGUAACACCUGGAUACAGCCAGGUAACUGUCUGACUUACACUACAUGGGGCUGGCCAAAACACUGCAUAUAUGCUCAGUUUGAUGAUGUUAUGGAGAUUAUUCUAAAGUUUCUCCCUUCCUAUCUCUCAGACUCGGCGGUGGGUGAGCCAGUUAACCGUUCAGUGUCUCUGGCCAUGGCGGGCUGGGGUGGGCGGCUGUUCCUCUCUGGGGGUUUCAACGGGGUCACCCUGGGGCGUCUUCUCACCCUGACCCUUCCCUCUGACCCCUGUGCCCUGCUGCCCACGCCCGAGGCCUGCAACACCACCACAGGUAGCUGUGUCUGGUGCAGGGGCACCUGCGCCUCCUCUAAUACCGCUGAGAGGUACAGCUAUGGUUAUUAUGGGAAUGACUUAUCUGUUGUUUCCAAGUUGUUGACUGUGUCUUUCUUUUUAUUUUGGAGGUGUUUCUUGGGGUUGUUACUUUGUGUAAUCAUAUUUAUUAUUUCCCUAUCUCAGAAUUAUUGACCAACUAUCCCUUCUCUCCCCCUCUCUAUGGUGUUUUGUCCCUCUCUCUCAGACUGGGCUGUUCAAUUGGUCAGUCUCCCUGCUCCCCCACCCCUCGUCUACCAGACCAGUGUCGAAGACUGAAGACCUGCAGCGAGUGUCUGGCACGCCACCCCAGGACCUUCUCUAGCCCCUCACAGGUAAUACACAUUUCCACACACACACACACUCAAACGCACACUAACACCAGCCCAGACAGUACCCCCCCCCCCACACACACACACACACACACACACACAGACACACUGCUAACCUCCCCCUCUCUGUCAGUCCCAGUCUGCUCUGCAGUGUAAGUGGUGUACAAACUGUCCAGAGGGAGCAUGCAUCAGCAGUACUGUCAGCUGCACCUCAGAACAUGACUGCAGGAUCAACCAGAGAGAGAUCUUCCUGUCCAGCAACUGUACUGAGACCAGCUGUGAGGCCUCCGACUGCCCCAAGUGCACCGCCUCAGGGAAGUGCAUGUGGACACGCCAGUUCAAACGCACUGGUGAGGGACACCUCCAUUCACCUUCUAUUGCUAGCGACAGAAGUCUUAGGUUGACCACUAGACUAAGUUGUGGCUGAAUAACUGAGAACCACUCUCUUACAUCUUGUGUUGCGGUUCCUUCAGGGGAGACCAGGCGCAUCCUGAGUGUGAACCCCACCUACGACUGGACGUGCUUCAGCUACGCCCUGCUCAACGUGUCCCCCAUGCAGGUGGAGUCCUCCCCCCCUCUACCCUGCCCGCCCCCCUGUUACCACCUCAGCACCUGCAGCCUCUGCCUGGGCUCCCGGGGCUCAGAUGGGGGCUGGCAGCACUGUGUGUGGAGCAUGGCACUGCAGCAGGUAAGACAGAGACAGACUGAGUGUGUCUCGUGUGGGUGGUGGGGUGGGUGGGUGUGUGGGUGGCUGGCGGGGUAGGGGCAUAUCUGUGUCUUAUUUUUUCCUGAAAAUAUAUUUCUGCAUUGUAGCUUCAAAAACAAAUGAAUAAGAAUAUAUGUCUGCCCUCCCUUCCCCCUCUCCUCUCCUCCAGUGUGUGAGUCCAUCCUUCGUGCCUCUGCGCUGUGAGGCGGGUCAGUGUGGUCGUCUGCUGUCUGGUGGGGACUCCUGCUCCCCACAGUGCGCCCAGCUCACCCAGUGCUCCCAGUGCAUCGCCUGGCCCCAGUGUGGCUGGUGUGCUGCACGCGGGGGCAAUGGGGCUGGACGCUGCCAGCAGGGAGGCCUCGACGGUGAGGGGAACAGAAUUGAAUAGACCUUUUGAAUAUUGUUUUAUAGGCUAGAAUAAUAGAUCCUCAUCCAGUGUGUGUGUGUGUGUGUGUGUUUAUGAUUAAAAUAUAACAAAGCUUUAUAGAAUAUAACUUUAUUGUCCAACAUUUAGGGUUAUAUUCUCUACUCUACUGUUUUAGGUGUGAGUGAGGGAGUGUGUCCCCAGAGGAACAGCAGCUGGUCAUUCCUCCACUGCCCGGAGGAAGAUGAGUGUGCCAACGGCCACCACCACUGUAACAGCACCCAGGACUGCCAUGACCUGACCCAGGGAUACCACUGCACCUGCAAGCAGGGCUACGUUCUCAGCCGGUAGGAAGGAACACGUCACAAUCAUCAUCAUUAAUGGCAGAAGAAGUAGCACUUGGAUACCUCAGCAGCUAUACACACACAACCACAUCAUCAUCACAAUCAUCAGUACUACCACCUGUCCUGCAAACAGGGCUACAUAUUCAGUAUGUAUACAUACAUAGUAUCCUGAAAAGGUUUUACAGCUGUACCAUUGAGAGCAUAUUGACUGGCUGCAUCACGGCUUGGUAUGGCAAUAGCACCGACCUUGAUCGCAUGGCGCUACAGAGGGUUGUGCGGACAGCCCAGUACAUCACUGGGGCCGAGCUCCCUGCCAUCCAGGACAUCUAAAUCAGGCGGUGUGAAAAGAAGGCCCGGAAAAUCGUUAAAGACUCCAACCACCAAGCCAUAGUCUAUUUUCUCUGCUGCCGUAUGGCAAGAGGUACCGGUGCAUCAAGUCUGACACCAACAGGCUCUUGAGCAACUUCUAUCCCCAAACAAUAAGUCUGAUAAAUAGCUAACAAAAUAACUACACUGACUGAGUUUCCCUUGUAUCUUUAUUGACCUUUUAUUUCAAUAUUUGCACUCUCUAUGCACAUUCAUAGGGCCCUACAUACUCAAACACGGUCACUCCAACACACACACAAAUACUCACUCAAUCAUCUGCUCACUCACACAUAAUAUGCACAUACAUUUAUACUGACUCUACACACAUGCACACCCACUCACAUGCAAGCUGCUGCUACUCUGUUUAUCUUAUAUCCUGUUGCUUAGUCCCCCCAUCCCUAUACAUAUCCACCUCCAUCACUCCAGUAUCACAGCACAUGUAAAUAUGGAAUCGGAACUAACUUUUUUAAUAUUCUGUAUAUAGUAUCCUUACUUACUUUAUUGUGUAUUUCAUAUUUCCUCUCUUAUUUCUUGUGUGUUUUAUUCUAGUAAUUCAUUGAUCAUUGCAUUGUUGGGUUUUAGAGUUUGCAAGAAAGGCAUUUCACUGUACUUGUGCAUGUGACAUUAAAACUUGAAACUUGAGAACAAACAGGGCUACAUAUUCAGUAGGUAUACAUACAUACAUACAUAGUAUCCGUUUAAGUUUCUCCUCUUUCUCUGUACUCCCUCUCUGCAGUGUGUCAGGCCAGUGUGAGCCGGUGUGUGCUCAGGGUUGUGUCAACGGGACGUGUGUGUCCCCGGGAGUGUGUCAGUGUCACUUUGGCUUCGUGGGGGACAACUGCUCGUCUCAGUGUCGCUGUAACAAACACAGCAACUGUAAAGGAGUGUCUGAGACUGACAAGUGUCUGGAGUGUAGAAACAACACCAUGGUGAGUGGGGCACACACACACACACACACACACACACAGUACCAGUCAAAAGUUUGGACACACCUACUCAUUCCAGGGUUUUUCUUUAUUUUUACUAUUUUCUACAUUGUAGAAUAAUUGUAAAGACAUCAAAACUAUGAAAUAACACAUAUGGAAUCAUGUAGUAACAAAAAAAGUGUUAAACAAAUCUAAAUAUAUUAUAUAUUUGAGAUUCUUCAAAGUAGCCACCCUUUGCCUUGAUGACAGCUUUGCACACUCUUGGCAUUCUCUCAACCAACUUCAUGUUAAUUAACAGGUGUGCCUUGGUUAAAAGUUAAUUUGUGGAAUUUCUUUCCUUCUUAAUGCGUUUGAGACAAUCAGUUGUGUUGUGACAAGGUAGGGGUGGGUAUACAGAAGAUAGCCCUAUUUGGUAAAAGGCCAAGUCCAUAUUAUGGCAAGAACAGCUCAAAUAAGCAAAGAGAAACGACAGUCCAUCAUUACUUUAAGACAUGAAGGUCAGUCAAUCCGGAAAAUUUCAAGAACUUUGAACGUUUCUUCAAGUGCAGUCGCAAAAACCAUCAAGCGCUAUGAUGAAACUGGCCACAGGAAAGAAAGACCCAGAGUUACCUCUGCUGCAGAGGAUAAGUUCAUUAGAGUUACCAGCCUCAGAAAUUGCAGCCCAAAUAAAUGCUUCACAGAGUUCAAGUAACAUCAACUGUUCAGAGGAGACUGCGUGAAUCAGGCCUUCAUGGUCUAAUUGCUUCAAAGAAACCACUGCUAAAGGACACCAAUAAGAAGAAAAUACUUGCUUGGGCCAAGAAACACGAGCAAUGGACAUUAGACUGGUGGAAAUCUGUCCUUUGGUCUGAUGAGUCCAAAUGUGAGAUUUUUGGUUCCAAGUUGGUGAACGGAUGAUCUCCGCAUGUGUGGUUCCCACUGUGAAGCAUGGAGGAGGUGGAGGAGGUGGUGUGGGGGUGCUUUGCUGGUGAAACUGUCUGUGAUUUAUUUAGAAUUCAAGGCACACUUAACCAGCAUGGCUACCACAGCAUUCUGCAGCGAUACGCCAUCCCAUCUGGUUUGGGCUUAGUGGGACUAUCAUUUGUUUUUCAACAGGACAAUGACCAACACACGUCCAGGCUGUGUAAGGGCUAUUUGACCAAAAAGGAGAGUGAUGGAGUGCUGCGUCAGAUGACCUGGCCUCCACAAUCACCUGACCUCAACCCAAUUGAGAUGGUUUUGGAUUAAUUGGACUGCAGAGUGAAGGAAAAGCAGCCAACAAGUGCUCAGCAUAUGUGGGAACUCCUUCAAGACUGUUGGAAAAGCGUUCCAGGUGAAGCUGGUUGAGAGAAUGCCAAGAGUGUGCAAAGCUGUCAUCAAGGCAAAGGGUGGCUACUUUGAAGAAUCUCAAAUAUAAAAUAUAUUUUGAUUUGUUUAAUACUUUUUUGGUUACUACAUGAUUCCAUAUGUGUUAUUUCAUAGUUUUGAUGUCUUCACUAUUAUUCUACAACGUAGAAAAUAGUAAAAAUAAAGAAAAACCCUUGAAUUAGUAGGCGUGUCCAAACUUUUGACUGGUACUGUAUACACACACACAGUAUUUCAGCACAUCAACUGUAAGAUUAUGCAUGUCACAGCCCAAUGUGUUUCUUGAGUGCCAAAACACUAGUGACACACUGGUGCUGAUCCCAGGUCAGAUUCUCAGUUCACUCAGUGCAUCAUAUACUGAUGAUUGCGGUUUGUGCCUCUCUCUCCUGUUCCAGGGUGAUCACUGUGAGAAGUGUAAGCCCCUGUAUGUGGGGUCGGCGGUGGGUGGGGGGACGUGCCGCCCCUGUCGGGAGUUCUGCAGGGGGAACAGCGCUGUGUGUCUGUCCCGGGACGAACACAAGAGGGCGGUAGACCACCCCCAAGACCACCCUCUGGACCAAGACAGCGUAAGUGGCUCACUGUCUGUUUUUGUUCAUUUAUAUGUUCUCUCUAUCUUCCUUUGAGUUUAUUAAUGGAUUACUUUGGAUCUGAUCAACAGCAUCUUUUGUGGUCAUAUCAGGAUUUAUGUGCUAGCUAGAAACUCACUGUGUAGGAACAGGUAUACCAUCUUGGAUGUCAUUUAACUGCAUUUCUUUUGUUGAACUCCCUCUCCUUCCCUUUAUCAGAUUGUUCAGUGGGUGUCGGAGGGUCCUACAGAGGACGCAGCGGUUUGUGUGAGCUGCCAGAACAACAGCGUGGGGGACAAGUGUGAGAGCUGCCUUAGCGGCUACUUCCUACUGCAGGGGAAGUGUGACAAGUGAGUAGUGAUUCCUUUAAAAUUAACCUCUAGCCACAUCUAAUUCACUUGUAAUUAAAGGAUGAAAUUGAUGAAAGGGACAUGGAGCAAUAUUGUGGUGUUCACACCCAUUCGAUUCUUGAGUUUUCCAGACUGUGCACUUCAGAGGAGUGUUCUUGAUGAAGGGGUGAUUCUGUAAAAAUCACUUUGGAGGGCUGAAUCCCAAAGAAGGCUGAAAUGCUAUUUGUUACUCCCACCUGCAGGUGUCAGUGUAACGGCCAUGCUGACACGUGUAAUGAACAUGACGGCACAGGCUGCCCCUGUCAGAACAACACAGAGACCUCUUCCUGCCUCAGCAGCCCGCAGAGCGACAGGAAGGACUGCUACAGAACACAGGUAUGGAUAGGACUGAUGCAGGCACUAGGCACAGUUUACAAGCAGGUAUACUGAUACAGCAGAGGGAGAAUUGAAUAAGGAUACCUUGAAUUUCCUGGUUGUAAAGACCACAAUAAGCACAGUACUUACAUGCACUUGUAUUUCUUGUUUCUUCUCCCUCUCUGGAAUCCUCCUCGCAGUGUGCCAAGUGUAAAGACUCCUUCAACGGCACACCGGUAAACGGGCGCCAGUGCUACCGGCAGUUCAACGUGGACAAUGAGUGCUGCUUCGACCCCACCUCCCAGACAAACUGCUUCCACGACCCCACCAUCCGCAAUCUGCCCAAGGGACGCACCGUCUUCUUCGCUGCCCAGCCAAAGUUCACCAACGUGGACAUCCGGGUCACCAUCGACGUGACCUUCGGGGAGGUGGAGGUGUACGUGUCCAACUCCCACGACACCUUCAUCGUAGAAGUGGACCGCCACACAGGCAUCCACGCCGUCAAGAUCGAGGACGAGUCAGCGGCCCGAGGUGGGGUGAGCGGGGGGGAUAAGGAGACGCCUCCAUCACCUAUGAAGGUGUAUGCCAACUCCUCAUCCAGUCUGGGUGGGCCCAUGCUCCCCAACACCCCCCUGCAGCUCCACGCCAAGCCCCAGGGGGCGGACAGGGAGGUACGGGAGGCCAGGACGGAGGGGCUCAUCUCCUACAUCACGGUGUGGAAGCCCCAGACAGUGCUGAUCGUUCGAGGUGUCCGUGACCGCGUGGUCAUCACCUUCCCCCAUGAGGUCCAUUCCCUGAAGUCCAGCCGCUUCUACAUCGCCCUGCGCGGGGUAGGCACCGACGAGAGACAGGGCGAGUCCCAGGGCCUGCUCUUCCUCCGCCAGGACCAGGCCCACAUCGACCUGUUCGUCUUCUUCUCUGUUUUCUUCUCCUGCUUCUUCCUCUUCCUCUCCGUCUGCGUCCUCCUCUGGAAGAUUAAACAGUUCAUGGACUUCCGCCGAGAGCAGAGGCGUCAUAUCCAGGAAAUGACCAAGAUGGCGUCCAGGCCCUUCGCCAAGCUCACUGUCUAUUUGGAGCCAGAGGAGCCCCAGCUCAUCUACCUGCCCUCCACAGGGGGCGGAGGGGUGGGGGGCAGUGCCGUGUCCCUGGCCCAUGCACGCACAGGCAAGCUGGGGGGCAUUGUAGUUGGCCAGAGGGGGAGAGCUGGAGCCGUCUCCUACAAACACGAGCCAGGCUCCGGCCCCACCGUCCACCACCACCACCUUACUCUGGGCGGAGGGGGCAACAGUGGGCAGCACCUGCCCCUGCAUUACCUCAACACCCACCACUAUGUCCCCACCACCGCCAACACCACGGCCUCGCACCACCACCACCCGUCCUCCCACAGCGGGUACCAGCACUUCUGCCGCUCUGACCCCUUCCUGUCCCAGCUCAUGGGCUUCUCCUACUCCACCUUCAAAGUGGGACCCAUCACCCUGGAGCCCACGGACGACGGCAUGGCCGGGGUGGCCACCGUCCUCAUCCAGCUGCCGGGGGGCAUCCUGGCCCCUAACCGCGCCUGCCUGGGGUCCGCCCUGGUCACACUACGGCAGAACCUCCAGGAGUACUGUGGUCACGGCAAUGGAGGGGGACACCCCGGAGCGGGAGGGGUGCGCAAAGGCCUGCUAGGGCAUCAGCACCUCACCACCAUGGCUAUGUAG
This is a messenger RNA of Coregonus sp. 'balchen', 33097 nucleotides long. The record is from the annotation of a GenBank genome assembly. NCBI's taxonomy places the organism in Eukaryota, Metazoa, Chordata, Actinopteri, Salmoniformes, Salmonidae.